AGCUAGAAGGUCAGCUUUAGUCCAAACAUUAUAUAUUGUUCGUAUUGAGAAAUUCAUUUAAGUAUGAACAAAAAUGAAAUUUAGAAUAUAGUUAUUUAAUAUAAAUAUGGAUAUCCUAUAAUUUAGAACCCAUAGAGUUCUACUCGUAGCUCGGUCUCUGUCUACAAGCCCUUAGUAAUAGUGCUUGUGCAAUGAGUCUCUGCAGAUGUAUUUUAAUAUGCUAGUUGUUGGUGUUGCUUUGUGUAACAAGUAACUUCGAUGGUCACUCAGCUAGAUUACUAGCUUAAAAAUGGUAAUGUUCAUUUAAAGAAUAAGAAAAAAUUAUGUCAGAAUGCUUGUACAACCACAUACUGCAACUAUCCAAACGUGAAGCGAAUUCAAUGAAGCAACAACUGGUACCACAUCUAGCUAUACAUAGCACACAUGAAAAUAUCAAAGUGUUCAAUAAUCUGAAGCCCCUUCUCCUUUUUGUUAUAACUAUCCAAGAUUGGAUUUUGUAUUCUGUUUCAUCCCUGAGAGAGAGAGAUGGAGGGUAUAGAUUACUUGGCUGAAGAAAGGAAGAAAGCUGAGUUCAAUGUUGAUGAGAUGAAAAUUGUUUGGGCGGGUUCUCGCCGUGCUUUUGAAGUUUCAGAUUAUAUCUCCAAGCUUGUUGCUGAUGAUCCUGGCUUCAGUAAGGAGGAAAGGACCAUGCUUUCUAGGAAAGAACUAUUUAAGAACACUCUAAGGAAGUCAGCAUACUCAUGGAAACACAUCAUUGAUCUUCAGCUUUCUGAAGAAGAAGCAGAGAAGUUAAGAUAUUUCGUCGAUGAGCCUGCUUUUAUUGAUUCUCAUUUGGGAGUGUUUAUACCCGCUAUAAAAGGACAGGGCAACAAGGAACAACUGAAAAAGUGGUUGCCGUUGGCAUACAAGAUGCAAAUUAUUGGCUGCUAUGCUCAAACUGAACUUGGACAUGGGUCCAAUGUUCAAGGCCUUGAAACCACUGCCACGUUCGAUCCCCAAACAGAUGAAUUUGUCAUUCAUAGUCCAACACUGACAUCAAGCAAGUGGUGGCCUGGUGGAUUAGGUAAAGUCUCUACCCAUGCGAUUGUGUAUGCUCGUCUUAUAACAGAUGGUAAAGAUCAUGGGAUUAACGGUUUUAUUGUCCAACUAGGGAGCUUGGAGGAUCACAAACCUCUUCCAGGCAUUACUGUCGGAGAUAUUGGAACAAAAUUUGGAAACGGAGCAUACAAUACCAUGGAUAAUGGGGUGCUAAGAUUUGAUCACGUGCGUAUUCCAAGAGAUCAAAUGCUGAUGAGGGUUGCACAAGUUACUAAGGAUGGAAAAUAUGUCCAAUCUGAUGUUCCUCGACAACUUCUCUAUGUGUCCAUGGUACAUGUUCGUCAAGCAUUUCUAACAUAUGCUUCUGGUGCUUUGUCUCGGGCUGUGUGUAUAGCAACGAGAUAUAGUGCUGUUCGUAGACAAUUUGGUUCUCAAAAUGGUGGACAAGAAAUUCAGGUGAUAGACUACAAAACUCAGCAAAGCAGGCUCUUCCCCUUGUUAGCUUCAGCAUAUGCCUUCAGAUUUGUUGGUGAGUGGCUGAAAUGGUUUUACACUGAUGUAACUCAAAGACUAAAAACAAAUGAUUUCUCAACGUUGCCUGAGUUGCACGCGACUACAGCUGGAAUAAAGUCUUUGACAACCACUGCCACUGCUGAUGGAAUUGAAGAAUGCCGAAAGUUGUGUGGAGGUCAUGGUUAUCUUUGUAGCAGUGGACUUCCAGAAUUAUAUGCCGUUUCUGUCCCUGCCUGUACAUUUGAAGGAGAUAACGUCGUGCUACUACUUCAGGUUUCAAGGUUUCUUAUGAAGACUGUUUCACAGCUGAGCUCCGGAAAGAAGCCAACGGGUACCAUAGCUUAUAUGGGGAAAAUUGAACACUUGAUGCAAUGCCAUUCUGAUGUGGAACAAGCCAAGGACUGGCUCAAACCUAGUGUAAUAUUGGAAGCAUUUGAAGCAAGGGCUGCCAGGAUGUCUGUUUCUUGUGCUCAGAAUCUUAGCAAGUUUGAUUAUCCAGAAGAAGGCUUUCAAGAACUUGCAACUGAUUUAGUUGAAGCUGCAGUUGCUCACUGUCAGUUGAUUGUUGUCUCCAAAUUUAUCGAAAAGCUGCAACAAGACAUUCCAGGGGAAGGUGUUAAGCAACAACUGGUGGUGCUUUGUAGCAUCUAUGCACUCUUCCUACUUCACAAACAUCAAGGAGACUUCCUCGCGACUGGCUACAUCACCUCGAAGCAGGGGUUAUUUGCUAAUGAGCAGCUCAGGGCCUUGUAUACUCAGGUUCGUCCAAAUGUUGUAUCGUUGGUUGAUGCAUUUAACCAUACUGAUCAUUUCCUUGGUUCAAUUCUGGGACGUUAUGAUGGAAAUGUGUACCCGAAACUGUAUGAGGCUGCGUGGAACGAUCCUCUCAACGAAUCGGAUAUACCCGAUGGCUUCCAUGAAUAUAUCAGGCCACUACUCGAGCAAAAAUUGCAGACUGCUAGAUUGUGAAUGAAGAACUGCAGAAAAUGGGAGAAGGCGUAGAUUUUCCCUUGAACUUGUCCUGAAAAGUCAGUUACACGCUUAAACUAUCAUAACUAUUAUAAAGUCGUCAUAAUUAAUUGUUUAAGCGUGUAACUGACAUGCUCUUUCCCUAUAGUAAUAUGACAAUAAACUGAAGGUUUUGAAGUACAAUAUCUUGUAUUGUGCUGUGCUGCAGUAGAUAUUAUUUGA
Messenger RNA from Solanum pennellii, 2742 nucleotides. RefSeq names its product peroxisomal acyl-coenzyme A oxidase 1-like. Bases 526 to 2520 code for a protein of 664 amino acids. The record is from RefSeq and is a predicted model, not a curated record. Gene Ontology annotation, biological process: fatty acid beta-oxidation using acyl-CoA oxidase; long-chain fatty acid metabolic process; lipid homeostasis. Gene Ontology annotation, molecular function: acyl-CoA oxidase activity; fatty acid binding; FAD binding. Gene Ontology annotation, cellular component: peroxisome. The transcript is spliced from 14 exons. NCBI's taxonomy places the organism in Eukaryota, Viridiplantae, Streptophyta, Magnoliopsida, Solanales, Solanaceae.